This is a messenger RNA of Zalophus californianus (California sea lion), 1710 nucleotides long. RefSeq names its product adenylate kinase isoenzyme 6-like. The transcript has a single exon. Gene Ontology annotation, molecular function: AMP kinase activity; ATP hydrolysis activity; ATP binding. Gene Ontology annotation, cellular component: nucleus; cytoplasm. The record is from RefSeq and is a predicted model, not a curated record. Lineage: Eukaryota; Metazoa; Chordata; Mammalia; Carnivora; Otariidae. Bases 848 to 1354 code for a protein of 168 amino acids.
GUUGCUUGCUGUUGCCAGGGUGGCAUGGCGCGUAAGUAGAUUGCUACUCCGGUUAAUGAACCAGUAAUGCAGGAGGCAGCUGCUCUUUGUCAAAUGAAUGGUAACAACAGAAGCUCCUCCUUAGGGUUGUCUGAGGAUUCACUGAGUCAACAGAUGUAGAGUCAGCCUUAGAACAGUACCUUUCUGUAGUGUUCAGUCACAAUUAGCAUCAUGGCAGCCUGCAUAGCUCAUCUUGUACCUCUUUCCUCUUCUUCCAUGGUCAGUCCAUGCUUGUGAGCUACUCUAGUGGUAACUCUCUAGGCUGGCAGGAUGCUUCAAAAAGCUGUACACUUUACAGUUUCAUGCAAAAUGUUGAUAUGUAUAUAUUCAUUUUAUUUGCCUGGAGAAAGUAUCUGGCUCUUUCAAAAAGGCUGCCUCCCCUAAAGGAGUAUAUUAAAACUCCUUCACGUGGAGAAGAGUCAAAGGAGAAAAUGGCUGUUGGUUAAAACGCAAAACCAAGAGAGGUUUUGGCCUGGCUGGGGCAGGUGGUCUGGUGUCCCGGAUACACAGAGCAGAUGUAUCGGACGUGUAGAUUGUUGGCACUGUUAAGCCCUCUUCUGUGUGCAUUUAACCAUUUCUCACUUAGUAUUUGCAAAUCCAUUUUAUAGAUAAAAUAGGAGCAACUACCGCUAACUUGAGUUUUGUUUUAUUUUUAGAAGGAAUUUACAGAGAGAACAAACAGUACAUUAGACCUAUAUAAAUCAUUCACCAUUUCAUGAAUUCAGUUGGUGAUGUAUAAUAACAAAAUUUUGUAUUAAAAAUUUAAGAAGUGUUGGCCUAGACGCCCGGAGCCAGCGCGGUGAGGACCAUGUUGCUUCCGAACAUCCUGCUCACGGGUACACCAGGGGUUGGAAAAACCAUGCUAGGCAAAGAACUUGAAUCAAGAUCAGGACUGAAAUACAUUAAUGUGGGUGAUUUAGCUCGAGAAGGGCAGUUGUAUGAUGGCUAUGAUGAAGAGUAUGAAUGCCCCAUUUUAGGUGAAGACAGAGUAGUUGAUGAAUUAGGAAACCAAAUGAGCAAAGGUGGAGUUAUUGUUGAUUACCAUGGUUGUGAUUUCUUUCCUGAACGCUGGUUUCAUAUAGUUUUUGUGCUGCAAGCAGAUAACAGUGUAUUGUACAAAAGACUUGAAACAAGGGGUUAUAAUGAAAAGAAACUAAAAGACAAUAUUCAGUGUGAAAUUUUUCAAGUUCUUUAUGAAGAAGCAUUAGCAUCCUACAAGGAGGAAAUAGUACAUCAACUACCCAGCAAUAAACCAGAAGAUCUAGAGGAUAAUAUCAAUCAGAUAUUGAAGUGGAUUAAGGAUCAUAGCUCCUGACUUACAAGACUGGCCACUUUACAACCACUGUUUGUUAUAUCCCUGCCAUAAUGAAUAAAUUGUCCAGUUGUCAGUAAAACUUUCUUAUUAAGAUUGUGCUGCAGGACUAGUAGAUGGAUAAUCUAAAGGUUUAUAUUUGGGCUUUUUUUCUCCACGAGAAAGCAAAACAUUCUCAAGUAUAGUAUAUACAAUAUCAUUAAGGAUUUAGAGUAAAAACUGUCAUCUUAAAUGCUUCAACUGCUGAAGAAUAAAUAAAUCUGACCAAAUGGGUGGCUAUCUUCUAAGCUGGUUACAAAAGAAAAUGAAGAUGAUCCCUUAAAAUAAAACUUAAGACUAAGGAUAAAAAAAAAAAAAAA